AAGGAAUAGGUCCAAUAGGACAACAAUGCCACAGCAACAAAAUCAGCACCACAGCGGUCCAAAUGGCCAGGAACAACCACAAGUGGUGGCGGUAAUGGUCCCAUUUCCGGCCCAAGGCCACCUAAACCAGCUACUCCAACUCUCCCGCCUCCUCCUUUGCCACCACAUCCCUGUCCACUACGUUGGCACCGCCACCCACGUCCGCCAGGCCAAGCUUCGUGUCCACAGCUGGGACCCCCUAGCCACCGCCAACAUCCAUUUCCACAGCUUUGAAAACCCUCCAUUUCUUUCCCCUCCUCCUGACUCCAAUGCAACUAUUAAAUUCCCUCCCCAUCUCCAGCCCGCCUUCGACGCCUCCCUGCACCUCCAUGUUUCUUUGAUCCCAAAUGCAGAAUCCUACACUUUCCAUAGUGUCUCUGCCUUCGCAUAUUUCCUUUACAUAUGGGAAAAACAGGGGAAACCAAUAGAAGUAAUUGAAGAGUUCCUUGAAGACGUUCCAUCUGUUGAAGGAUGCUUCUCUUCGGAGUUCUUGAAUUUCCUUGACUUCCAACACCGGUACAAGAAUUCCAACUCCGGAUUGAUAUUCAGCACAAGCAAGAUCAUAGAAGGUACUUCCAUGGAGCUUCUUGAGCAAACGGUAGGUGGUGAACUCCGUGAUUUAUGUGUCUUUGGGACAACCACCACCAUGAGCAAUGAACAGAUCAAGGAGCUCGCAAUGGGGUUGAAGCAAAGCGGCCAAAAAUUCAUCUGGGUAUUGAGGUAUGCAGAUAAAGGAGAUGUCUUUGCCGGAGAAGAAUGCAGAUGGCUGGAUCUCCCAAAAGGGUUUGAAGAUUCGGUGAAAGAUGUGGGGCUGGUGGUAAGAGACUGGGCACCGCAGCUGGAAAUUCUAGCUCAUCCGGGUACUGCCGGGUUUGUGAGCCACUGCGGCUGGAAUUCCUGCUUGGAGAGUAUCACCAUGGGAGUUCCGAUUGGGGCGUGGCCUAUUCACUCCGAUCAACGAAGAAACACUGUGUUGAUUACGACAUUGCUCAAGGUUAGGAUAGUUGUUAGGGAUUGGGCGCGGCGAGAUGAGGUAAUGACGGCAUCUGCCAUUGAUGUUGAGGUGGUGAGGUGAGGAGGAGAGCAGCUGAGCUUGGAGAUGCGAUGCGGUAGUCGAUGGCGGAAGGUGGGGUUUCCCAUAAAGAGUGGCAUUCCUU
Molecule: messenger RNA, 1196 nt
Organism: Rubroshorea leprosula
Lineage: Eukaryota; Viridiplantae; Streptophyta; Magnoliopsida; Malvales; Dipterocarpaceae
Source: the annotation of a GenBank genome assembly